GACAUCACGUGUCCGAGGAACCAGUCAAAGUCAAAGUGCUCCAGAUAACGAGGCUGUUGGACAUCAUGUCGGAACUGGGAACUGGGAAUGACGUCACAGCCGAGUUAUCAGCGUUCCAGUUACAAAAAGGAAGAUGAAGCCCGCCGUCCUGCUUCUCCUGGUCCUGCUGGCUGUCGCGGGGCUGAACCGAGCCCACGUCCAGACCUCUCUCCGGGAUCUGCCCGGCAUCCUUCCCAACCUCAGCCGACCGGCAAACCAGAGCCGCAUCUUCUACGCGGUGAUGUUUGAUGCAGGGAGCACGGGGACGCGGAUUCACGUCUACACUUUCAUCCAGAGGGACUCAGAGCAGCUGCCAGUUUUGGACAAUGAGAUGUUCCAUUCAGUAAAGCCCGGUCUGUCGGCCUAUGCAGACUCCCCCGAAACGGCUGGACAAACGGUGGGAAUGUUGUUAAAAGUGGCCAGGAAGACGGUGCCUCGUCUGGACUGGAAGACGACUCCUCUGGUGCUGAGAGCCACCGCCGGACUGCGGCUUCUUCCUGCAGACAAAGCCCAGACUCUUCUGGACCAGGUUCAACAUGUGUUUGACGAAUCUCCUUUUUUGGUCACAGACAACUGCGUCAGUGUCAUGAAUGACACGAAUGAAGGUGUCUUGGCUUGGAUUUCUGUGAACUUUUUGACAGGUCAUCUGAAUGCCAAAACUAAGAAGACGGUAGGAAUAUUGGAUUUGGGGGGAGGAUCCACACAGAUCACUUUCCUGCCCAAACUGAGGAAAACCAUCGAAAGUGCUCCUGUUGGUGAUUAUGUUGCCAGAUUUGACUUAUUGAACUCAACAUAUGAACUCUACUCUCACAGUUAUCUUGGGAAUGGACUAAUGGCAGCGCGGCUCGCCACACUGGGUGCAGAAGGUUUGGAGGGGCAGGUUUUUCAAAGUACCUGUCUGCCUAAUAAGUUCAGUGAUGAAUGGAGCUUCGGAGGGCUAAGCUAUCGCGUGAGCGGAGAUCCUAAUGGUCAGGCAGGAUACAAGCGUUGUUAUCAGGAAGUACUGAAGGUGGUGAAGGGGAUUCAUCAGCCUCCAGAGCUUGGAAACAGCCAUGUUUUCUACGCAUUCUCCUAUUACUUUGACAGAGCUGUGGAUGCAGGCCUUAUCGAUGGUGUCCAUGGCGGGUUGCUGCAGGUCAGAAGCUUCAAGAAGAGAGCCAAAGAGGUGUGUAAUAAGAUGACAAAGUACCCACCCAUCAGCCCUUUCCUGUGCAUGGAUCUGACCUACAUCACUUGUCUGCUCAAGGACGGGUUUGGCUUCAAGGAGAGCACCACGCUACAGCUGAUGAAGAAGGUGAACAACGUUGAGGCUAGCUGGGCUCUGGGUGCUACGUUUGACCACUUCCACAAACUGAAGAUCCACUGAAAUGCUGAAACGUGUGAGCUGACUUCUCUAAAAGCCCCACAUAUCUGUUCAAUUCAGCUAGAUGUAGCCUUGGUUUAUUUUAUUUUCUAUUUCUAUAUACGGUAUAAUUCUCAUUCAGACCAAACAAAGAACUGGAGGCUGAAUUAAGGAUGUCAGCUUUAGCAUUACUGCUGGAUUUAGUUUUCUAGGCGUGUUGUUUAAGACCAGUGUUUACAUGCAGAAAACUGGUGUACUUCAGCAGUUUUUAAUGUCAAGUUUCAUUAAUAUCAUACAUUACACACAUUAAAACUUGACAGUCAGAUCAGCAGUUGAAGUUUCAGGUACACUUUUUUUUCCAUUAUCACCUCAAACUUGCGUUAACUAUAACAAUGAAGAUAACACACUGGUACAUAAUGUCAGUAUCUUUGAACCCGUCUCAUUGUAUCUUUGGAAGUAUUUUUCAAAAAAAAAAUGUUGCUUGUACAAAUUCUGCAUUUGCUCACUUGUCAAAAUAAAUCAUUAGAUGCUAAU
This is a messenger RNA of Cololabis saira (Pacific saury), 1915 nucleotides long. RefSeq names its product ectonucleoside triphosphate diphosphohydrolase 5b (gene entpd5b). Gene Ontology annotation, molecular function: UDP phosphatase activity; GDP phosphatase activity. The record is from RefSeq and is a predicted model, not a curated record. Gene Ontology annotation, biological process: nucleoside diphosphate catabolic process. Gene Ontology annotation, cellular component: membrane. The transcript is spliced from 15 exons. Lineage: Eukaryota; Metazoa; Chordata; Actinopteri; Beloniformes; Belonidae. Bases 134 to 1405 code for a protein of 423 amino acids.